Sorex araneus (European shrew) is the source of this 6378-nucleotide messenger RNA. RefSeq names its product pleckstrin homology domain containing A3 (gene PLEKHA3). Gene Ontology annotation, cellular component: recycling endosome; early endosome; trans-Golgi network. Lineage: Eukaryota; Metazoa; Chordata; Mammalia; Eulipotyphla; Soricidae. The record is from RefSeq and is a predicted model, not a curated record. The transcript has 8 exons. Gene Ontology annotation, biological process: receptor recycling; endosome organization; retrograde transport, endosome to Golgi. Bases 125 to 1027 code for a protein of 300 amino acids.
AGAGCGGCUCGGGGCGGGGUGCGGGCGGGGGGCUGCCCGGGGAGGGGCCGCUCAGGCCGCGCGCCCACCCCAUCACCGCGGUCCGCGCCCGGCCAGGAGGAUGUGCGGCGCCGGGCUCUGAAGCAUGGAGGGGGUUCUGUACAAGUGGACCAACUAUCUCACAGGUUGGCAGCCUCGUUGGUUUGUUUUAGAUAAUGGAAUUCUGUCCUAUUAUGAUUCACAAGAUGAUGUUUGCAAAGGGAGCAAAGGAAGUAUUAAAAUGGCAGUUUGUGAAAUUAAAGUUCACUCAGCAGACAACACAAGAAUGGAACUAAUCAUUCCAGGAGAGCAACAUUUCUACAUGAAAGCAGUGAAUGCAGCCGAAAGACAAAGGUGGCUGGUUGCUCUGGGAAGCUCCAAAGCCUGUUUGACUGAUACUCGGACAAAAAAGGAAAAAGAAAUCAGCGAAACCAGCGAAUCUCUGAAAACCAAAAUGUCUGAACUUCGCCUCUACUGUGACCUCCUAAUGCAGCAAGUUCACACAAUCCAAGAAUUCGUUCACCACGACGAGACUCAUUCCUCUCCCAGCAUAGAGAGCAUGAACGAAGCCUCUUCUCUACUUAGUGCCACGUGUAACACAUUCAUCACAACACUGGAAGAGUGUGUGAAGAUUGCCAAUGCCAAGUUUAACCCCGAGAUGUUCCAGCUUGCACAUCCGGAUCCCUUAGUCUCUCCUGUGUCACCGUCUCCUGUUCAGAUGAUGAAGCGUUCUGUCAGCCACCCUGGCUCUUGCAGUUCCGAGAGGACUAGUCACUCUGCAAAAGAACCAAUGUCUGCACUUCAUCGACUUGCACAGCGUCGCCGCAGAACCUACUCAGAUACAGACACUUGUAAUGAUAUUCCUCUUGAAGAUCCAGAGAGACCUGUUCACUGUUCAAGAAAUACACUUAAUGGAGACUUGGCAUCAGCAGCCAUUCCUGAAGAAAGCAGACUUAUGGCCAAAAAAAAAUCAGAGUCAGAAGAUCCUCUUCCAUCCUUCUCUUCCUGAGGAAAUGGAAGUGUCCAGCUUCCUUGAAGUAUUGCUAUGCAAAAGCUGCUGUGAUUAAACUAUUGUUAUAGGGAGUAGUUUUUCCCUUAGGACUUCUCUGCACUUUAUAGAAUAUUGUAAAACAAACUGAACAACCCACAUACUUUUGAGUGUAUUUUAUCUUUAUAUAGUUUAUUUGCAAGAGUAUUUUCCUAAUAAUUCCACAGUGUGAAUGUGCAUCUGUUUUUCCUUUUUUUUUUUUAAAUAAAGAUGGUAUAACAUUUUGACAUCUCAUUCGUAAGGAACAGAUGUAGAUAUUUUUCUAAAAAAAAAAAUCUGUGAGGGACUGACAAUUUUGUCAGUGUGUAUUGUGGUUUAGAAACAUGAAAUCUUAUAAAAAAAGGUUUCGGUUUGGCAGAAGUCUGAUGUCUGUGAUUUGUGCCAUGGACCAAAUGGUCACUUUGCUCCAGCUCAAAAUGAGUCACGAUAGCAGCUUGAUGGUGAUUAUAUUGUAUUCCUUUAAGCAAAAAAAGGAAACACUUCAUUAUCUCGAUUAUUUCUAGCCCAAAUGCCAUCCUAUUCUGAGCAUUGAAAAACAGAAAACAAAAACCAGACUGUGCUGUCCUUCAUAUGUGAAGGUGACACUACUGAUCUGUCAGUACCCAGUGUUGAGUUCCAGUGCUUAAUUUGUAUUUAUUUAUUUUUGUUGCUCAUCCAGAAGUGAAUUGCAUCCUAAUUUUUAUGACCUUCCAAGUUAAAGAUGUGUAGGCGCCAUACUUCGUGGUUUCAAAUAAGAGGUGUGUGGGGUCUUGCGCUCACAUCUGAAAAAUCCAUGGCUUUCAGUGAAAGAGAAUAUUAUGCUUUUUUCCCCCUCUAAGGCAGACAUUAAGCUGCUAUUGUAAAGUAUUACACUUGCAGCCCGCUAGAUUACCUAGAGACAUUUUUAAUUUAUGACUACUUGUACAAGAAAGAGAUUCUGCCAAGGCAGUUACUCUAUAUCAUUUGAGAGUAGAUUGUAUUCCAUUAAGGAAAAACAUCCCAUCUUUGGUAGUGCCUGUACAUACCUUUUUGUCAGUGUUUGCCUUGUAAACUGUUUUUUGAAAUUUAGUUAAGAGUGACAGUUUUGUCCAAGGUCUUGGAUGAGGAGCACUUUAAAGCAAACUGGUUUGGUGUUUUUAAGUUAAUCAUAUGUUUAAUAAAUAUGUUUUUUGCAUUUAAAUUCAGCAUAUAAUAUAUUGUAUUUUUUACAUUUAUCGAUAUUCUGUGUAGUCUUUAUGAAAUGUUAGUAGUAUUCUUUAUUACUUUGAUUUUGUCUGUAUGUUUGGGACUCCUGAUGAAUACACAAAUGAGGCAUAUUUUAGGUUUUUUGCCCACGAGCUCUGAAUAGUAUGGUCUGUUUCACUUGUGGGGAAAUUUUUUUUGAGUUAAUAUUUGGUAUUUAUUUUACUAAGAUUUAUAAUCAUGUUUUUAUCCUUAAGUUGAAAAUGGCUGUAAAUCAUUUAUAUACAUUAAUAUGUAUUUGGAUAAACUGAAUGCUUCUUAAAAUUUGGGAAUUUGUUUCAUUUUAUUUCAUUUUUGUGGUGCUACGGAUUGAACCCAGGGCAUCAAAGUUUCCACAUGACAGGCACGUGCUCUACCACCGAGCCUCAUCCCUAACCGUCUAAAGGAUCUGUGAUUUUUCAAUAGCACAUAGGUCAUUGCACUAAAUGUAGUGCUUCUCAGAUGCUGUAUGUCAUGUCUAAUUUGAAAAAAAAAAGUUCACAUUUAGCGAAUAGUUAUAGUUUUGGCUUUUUUGAACUUCAUUUUCUUUGGGGUGGGAACUUGAACAAUGAUUAGACCAUGAAAUGCAGAGUGCUUCUGAUAGGGAAUUUUCCUGAUAGUGAUUUUUCAACCAGUAGGUUUAUAAUGAAAAGAUAUUAUAUAGGAAAUUAGUUCAGUUUCCAUUACUUUAUCAGAAAACAAGUUCCUGAACACUUUUGUGUAAAUUUAAAAAAAAUAAAUGCAAUAGUUUCUAGUUUGAGUCAUUUUUUCCCCCUUAGAAGCAGGUAUUUGGAACAGGUUUGCUGGAGUCCCCGGUAUGGCUUUUAUUGUGAAUUGCAGCCACUUUUCUUUAUUUAGAACCACAAUAUUCCUUCUUUAGAACCACAGAAAAGAGAAGUUUUUUUCUUUUAUGAGUGAUUAUGAAUGUGUUUUUAAUUACAUCUAGGUCUUGGAGUGAAUAAACCACUGUAUAAAAGUAUCAGGGAAUCUUGCAUUUGAAGGAAUGUUUCAAGUGUGCCUGACUAUUGAAUUUUAAGAAAAAUUUGAAUGUAAAAAAUUUAUCAUAAGGAGAAUCCUCUAAAAAUUUUAUCUUGUGAGGGUUUUUGGUGUUUAUUUUGGGCAGUCUGGGAGGCCUCCCAAGCAGUGAUAAGGAAGCACUCCUGUGGCUCUUCAGGCCAUAGCCAGAUCAUUCAAUAACUGGGGCCCAAGAUUCUUGGGGACCAGGCAGUGCCAAGGACCGAACUCAGGGCCUCAUGCAUGCUUGGCAUAUGUUCUAGCUCCCUGACCCAUCUCCCUGUUCCUCUUGUCAGGAUUUUCCAUGAUAUACUGCUACUAGCAUUUUCAAGCUUUGUCCUGGGGUAGUUGAAAAAUUGGGAGAAUCUUCUCUUGACAUUCCAGUGAUCUCAGCGAAACUAGUGGCUACUUUAUUUUUUUUUCCAAAUAUCUGGUUGGAAUUGCUAGCCACCAUGAUGAAAGAGGCUUUGAAGAGAAGAAAUAUAUAAAUUGACCAGAUUUGAAUUUUGUUAUAUAUUAGAUUGAAUUAUUAUAUUAUCUUCAAUCAGGAUAAUACUGCUCCUUUAAUUUAUCAAGGCAAGAGAUUGACCAUCUAAAUUUUAUGGUGCCAUGGGACCUGGGCACUAACGGGCAGCUUUUUCACUGUGCCUUUUCACUUAGUAUUUAGAAACUCACCACAAGAUCUCAGGCAGUGUACUACUGCAGCAUAUUAAUACUAUUCGCUUUAUAGCAAUACCACAUAUAAUAUUGUGAAUUUGAACACAAUGAAGUCUACUUCUUUUAUUGAAUGAAGUGCCUCUUUUCAAUGUGUAUUUUGUUUUUGUUGGGCCUCACCCAGCCUGAGGCUUACUUCUGGGUUUGUACUCGGGUCACUUCUGGUGGUCUUGCGGGGGACCACUUGUGAUGCUGGGUCGGCUUGCCUUCUGGACUGUCUCUCUGGUCCUGGAUGUGUCCUUUGAGCCUAACAGUUGCGACCUGAUGCAGGAGUGUUCUGGCCUGAGAGCAGCCCUCAUACCUGCAGACAUUCCAUGACAAACUGAAAAUCAUGCUGGGGUGAGAAAGCUCAAGUAGGUAGACAGGGCUUUCUUUUCAUGUGGCUUUAGUACCCAAGAUCCCCUUUCUUUCAGUCCUACUGGAUUUAUAAGUUUUAAGGUUCUUAUUUAUUUUUUUGCUUUUUUGGGUCACACCUGGCGAAGCACAGGGGUUACUCCUGGCUCUGCACUCAGGAAUCACCCCUGGCGGUGCUCAGAGGACCAUAUGGGAUGCUGGGAAUCGAACCCGGGUUAGCCGCCUGCAAGGCAAAGCCCUACCCGCUGUGCUAACUUUCCAGCCCCAGUUUUAAGUUCUUUUAAGUUGAGCUUUUUCUUUCCCCAACAAAGUUAUUAACUUUUUGACUAAAGUUUUAAACAAAAAUCAAAUGGUACUAGACAGCCUAUAUGAAGAAACUCCAUGCCCCAGAGACGCAUAUUUUCUACUCUGAGUGGUUUUAGUAUUCAUCUUCCAAUAUGAAAGUUAUCUAUCUUGAUUUAUCAAUUCAGAAGUGAUUUUUUAAAUUCCUUUUUAUGGUAGGAUUUACUUCUAAAAAUGGAUUUGUAAUUUAUUAAGAUAGCAUUUGUGUACUGUGCUUUAUUUGCUAUAAGGGUAUAUUGUCACCAUCCCAGGCCCACCACCAUAAUGCCAGUAUCACAUACACUUCCAGGGGACUCUACCCUUACCAUGGUGGGUAAUUUCUGGACCAGCGACCAUAUUUAAGGUCUGCAAAAUCAUGUGGUCUGGCCCUGGAACAUGGUGAGAUAGAUGCUUAGGCUUCUCAGUGGCUGGUCUGCCUGUAUUGUGUGGCCCAUGAAUGAUACAGAUAUUCAAAUGUCCCUUGGCAAAGACAUGGUUCCCCAUCCAUCCUUAUACUUUACUUUCUUUAAGUAAAUUCACUUUUGUGUUUGGCAUCUAGAGUUGGUUUUCAUUGGCUAUCUCUCUUCUUGCUUUAUUUUGAUAGAACAUAUAGGUAGAGAUCACAGUCAUUUGUCUUUUUUCCUUCUGACUUACACCCUUCAGUUUCAUGUAUACUGCAGAAAGGGGGGGGAAAGAUUGCUUACCCUGUAACUUCUUUAUCCGCACAGCUGCUGUUAGACAUGGGUUGAUUUUAGAAAUAGGUUUUUGUAAACAGCUGCAGUAGACAAACGUGUGCCUAUAUUUUUUCAAAUGAGUGUCUUUGUAUUCUUAAGAUUGCCCUCUGGAAAUGGAUUUACUGAUGGUGGAUCUUUUUGUAAUUUUUUGACAUGUUUCCAGACUUUUCCAUAGAGGUUUACAUUCAUACCACAGGUGAGUGAGGGUUCCUUUUUCUCUCCUUCACCAGCACUUAUUGUUUCUGACCUUUUUGUAUGGACUAUUCUUGCCUGGGUGGGAUAAUAAUCUCACUAUUCCUGUGUUAUCUUUUUGUGGGAGGUUGGAAGUAAAUAAAACAAAUACUUGUGCUUUAUUUACCUUAUUUAACUGGAAGCCUAGAUUUGAAUUAUAAUAGUGUGCCUUUUAAGUGAUUUUUUUGGUUGUUAUUGUUCUUAGAACAGCUAAUGAUUCUUUUGACAAGUUUUUUGGUAUUUAACUGAACUAUGUGUAAACCAGCAGUGAAACAAAUUGAAAACAUUGAGAUUGAUAGCAGUUGGUCUCUGACAUGGCAACCUUAUAGCUAAUAUAGCUGUAGUUAGGUAUAACCUUUAAUUUUGAAACAUUUUCAGAGUGGGAUAUUUAUUCCUUGAGAAAGAUACAUGUACUUAUUUUGUGAAUACUCCUUUUUUUAAAAAAAAUCUCUUCCUAAUGCCAAAAGGUGUGCUCUUCAAGUUCUAUUAUAAAACUUCUGCUUGUUUUAAAUACUGUAGUAAUUUUAUAAAUUAAUAAAACUGAGCUGUGUCAACAAUACAGGGGAAAUGUUUCAUAAAUUUGCUCAGACACUAAGGAUUUAUGUAUAGUAUGUCCUGAAAGUUAGAGAGAGGGUAACCCUUUGCUUUUUGAAAUUGUGACAGUUGGUUUGCUGUUUAUUUGAAUGGAAUUGAGUAAACAGCAAGUGCUGAAUUGUGGGGAAUGUAGGCUGGGGACCUGGAUCA